This is a messenger RNA of Coffea eugenioides, 534 nucleotides long. RefSeq lists its product as uncharacterized. The transcript is spliced from 2 exons. The record is from RefSeq and is a predicted model, not a curated record. Bases 1 to 534 code for a protein of 177 amino acids. Lineage: Eukaryota; Viridiplantae; Streptophyta; Magnoliopsida; Gentianales; Rubiaceae.
AUGGCAUCAGACGAUUCCACGUCAAGAAUUACAUCUGGAGCAUCGAUUUCCUCUUUCACAUGGUCGAGAACUCCAAUGUCAAGUUUGAAGCUGGCGGUGGAGAGAUUUGACGGUACUGGUCAUUUCGACAUGUGGCAAGACGAGGUCAUAGACUCCCUUUUCCAACAGGGUCUUGACAUUGCCAUUGAAGAAAAAAAAUCAGAUGACAUAGAAGAGAAGAAGUGGAGUACUAUAAAUUGGACAUUAGAGGAGAAAUUUCUGAAAAAGAGUGGUCAGAAUAAAGUUCUUAUGAAGAAAAGAUUGUUCCGAUUCGAUUACCAAUCAGGUACUAUUAUGAAUGAACACAUCACUAUGUUUAAUCAGUUAGUAGCAGACCUGUUAAAUUUAGAUGUGAAAUUUGAAGAUGAAGAUUUGGCUUUGAUGUUGUUGUUAUCCCUUCUUGAUGAAUUUGAACAUUUGGAAUCUACGUUACUUCAUGGGAAGGAGAAUGUGUCUUUAGAUGCUGUAUGUUCUGUUUUGUAUAGUCAUGAAUGA